AUGAAACCAAAAGAAGAAUCAGAUUAUUUCUCCUCGUCAUAUCUUCAAGUUAAACCUAAUUUCAUGUUCAAUUCAAAGUCCAAACAAUCGUCAAUAUUUCAUUUUCUAUCAAUCUAUUUCUAUCUAAUUCUCUUUCUUCUCAUAUUUCUGCUAAGUUUUUUUAUAUUCUUUCAUACGAAAUCCUCCUCUCCAAUCACAACUCAUCAUCAGCGUUUGAAGAGACAAACGUCACAUGCAAUUGAUAAACAUCAUAAUACCGAUAUGUUACGUCAAUUACUACAACGUUCGACGUCAUCCGUAUUACCUGAUUGUACAAUCAAUAUGGCCUCAGAUGGUAUUUAUCAAAUACCAUCAGAUAAUUCCUUGUCAGCAUUGAUUAUACGUCUCGUUGAACGAACAUUUCAAAGCGAACUCGUUGAAAUCAAACGAACUGUUGAUAAAAUUCGCAUGAAAUUCAAUCAAACCGCGAGCUACUUCACUGAUUACUCACUAGACAAGAUUCGUGAUGACUUUCGCACUGAUCUGCGCAUGUUAUUAGCUAGUCGAAAAUAUUUUAAUGAACUCGAUAUACGCACAUUACCAAAUGAUAAUGGGGGUUCCGAUGUUUUGAAAUAUUCUCGUCCGACAACAGAAUUAGGUUAUGGUCUAGUCAAUGAAGAUCUAACUCGACAAGAUACUAUUUUGCAAACGUUUACUAUGACAAAUGUUCGUGAAACCUUAAAAUAUGAUUCCCAACGUCUUCUAACCAAUCAUCUUUGGUGGAUAGGACCUGUCCUAUGUGAGAAAAAUCCCAAUGAAACAUAUCUCAUGGCAAAUAUUCAUUCUCUUACCAAUGGAUAUUUUCUUAUCGCUUAUUUCAAUAUAUCAUCCGUUGAUAUCAAUCAAUGUGAGACAAGUGAUGUACCAUUUGGUGGCACGCAUAAAUGUCCAUUGGAUAUGGAGUGUAUACAUCAACCUGGUCAAGGGUUUACCUUAGGUGCCUAUAAAUGUUUCUGUCAAGGUCCAUAUAAUAAUCUAUCCAAGACAAUUGAGGGUCAACAUUUGGAAUGGAACGAAACAAUACAAGAUAAUCCUUUAGGACAAACUGGCAAUACAUGUAAAUGUAAUCCACAAUCAUGUUUAGUUAAAUAUAAUCGAUUUUUACGUACGAUAAUUAUUAUAAUUCAAUCAGCAUUCAUUGUUUUUGUUGCUAUACUCGCUGGCAUUGUUUUUCGAAAACGUAAAAUUAAAAUCAUCAAACAUUCAAUGUGGAUUCUGUUAGAAUUAGUUCUCUUCGGCGCAGCGUUACUCUACGCUUCAGUUAUUGUUGAUAGUCUUGGCCCGUAUGGAAUCGUUUGUUUAAUAAUGCCAUGGCUCCGUGAACUUGGCUUUACAAUUGUUUAUGGCACAUUAAUUUUACGUAUUUACAAAAUGCUGGCUGAAUUUCAAUCUCGAAAAGCACAUUGUGUUCAAGUCAAAGAGAAAGAUAUUUUGCGCAUAUUAUUUUUCAUUUCAAUCUCGAUUAUGGGUUAUUUACUCGGAUGGACAUUUGUUAAUAUUGAUCAUGCCAAUGAGAAUCUGCCCUUGCGGGAAUAUUUGCUUGGACAUGGUUCUACCUUUCGAAAUAAACGAAACUUUCAAACAUGUCGACCACGUUCGUGGGAUUAUCUUGCGCAAAUAGCGGAAUUUAUUUUCCUUUGUGUGGGUAUCCGUUUUAUCUAUAGUACUCGUACAGCACCGUGUGAAUACCAUGAGCGUAAAUUAAUUACUAUUGUUGUUGUUUGUGAAAUGCUUUUCUCGACAUUACUCCACACUAUUAAAGAUUGUCUAUGGGCAUCGAUCGAUCCGGAUACAUUUCUUAUAUUAUCCUUCUUUCGAUGUCAUUUAACCGUUACAUGUAUGGUUUUAUUUAUUUUUUGUACUAAAUUGUGCUUCAUGUUUCGAAAGGCAACGGAAGAAUAUACUUCUCGAGAUCGUUUCCGUUCAUUGCCCGAUGGAGUAGAGCCAGGUGAUAUCGUCGCUAAAUUACAAUCCAACGGGGAUAUUGAAUUUGGAGAAUUGAAUAUACGAGAUAUGGAUCCGGAAGAAAUUCGAGCGGAAUUAAAACGUUUGUAUUCAUCGUUACAUGUGUUAAAAACGAAAACAAUGCGUAAAGACAAUCCACAUUUGACAAAACGACAUGGACAACGACGGAAAAAUCGACGAUUUUCCAUGCAAGCAUUUCAACGUCAUGGCGGAACGAACUCAGGUGGUGUUGGAGGCGCGAUAAGCAACAUUCUAAGCGGUGGAGGAGACAAACAUGAUCAUGAUCCAACGAAAACUCCCGAAGAUAGUACUGGCAGUCAUAAUGAAACGACACAUUUCGGUGGCAUGAGUAUUUAUCGUACAAGUAUCGACGAUGGGGAGGAAAUGCGUGGACGAGCUUAUUCGGAUGUGGCCACGGCUUCACCAGCAGCUGGCCAACGAGUUACAUUCAAAUAG
Molecule: messenger RNA, 2460 nt
Organism: Adineta ricciae
Lineage: Eukaryota; Metazoa; Rotifera; Eurotatoria; Adinetida; Adinetidae
Source: the annotation of a GenBank genome assembly